UUUCCAAUGUGUGACCCGAGUCUGCACCUAUCGGCCCUGGGACCGUUCGGGAAUAGGGGCGUAGCUGCGAAAGGGCUCCCGAGUCCGAGCGGAGCGUGGGUACCUGUCCGCGGGCGGCCACCGGAGGGAACGCAGUUCAGUUAGGGUAGCUGGCUGCGCUGAGGGCUCCGAAGCCCACGGAGGGGCGCUCGAGGGGUCGGUCCGGGCUGGGGCAAGCUGAGCGGGGUCGCCCGCGCUCCACGCGCUGGAAGCCGGAGGAUCGGGCUUGGCCGCGUGGUGCGCUUUCAUGGAGGUUCGGGCGGCUGCCGGAGACUGGGUCCUGCUGCCGCCCCGUCUGCCCGCGUCGGUUCUACCGGAUCCUGGGGGUUUGAGAGGCACAGGCAGAGCUCUCACGAGAUGGCACCAGAUGACGGUAGGCACGUAGGAUGAGGCCCCGCCUGGAAACCAUCAUCACGGGCCCAGUCUCCUGACCGCAGCCGGCAUAUGGGGCCAUGGCCCGGCUCCCGGGGCACCCAGAGGUCCCCGGCCCAGAGCCUGGCAGCACAGGCCGGGGAGGUCGAGGCAGUCGAGCAGCCCGAGCGCGACACGUCAUUAUCAACGUCGGGGGCUGCCGGGUGCGGCUGGCCUGGGCCGCACUGGCCCGCUGUCCCCUGGCACGCCUCGAGCGCCUGCGAGCCUGCCGCGGCCACGACGAGCUGCUGCGCGUGUGUGACGACUACGACGUGAGCCGCGACGAGUUCUUCUUCGACCGCAGCCCGUGCGCUUUCCGCGCCAUCGUGGCGCUGCUGCGCGCCGGCAAGCUGCGGCUGCUGCGGGGCCCGUGCGCCCUGGCCUUCCGCGACGAGCUGGCCUACUGGGGCAUCGACGAGGCGCGGCUGGAGCGCUGCUGCCUGCGUCGCCUGCGCCGCCGCGAGGAAGAGGCCGCCGAGGCGAGCUCCGGGCCACCCAGCCGUGGGCCCCCGGGGAGCCCGGUGCGUGCCCUGGGGACCGGGCGGCUGGAGCGAGGCCGACGGCGCCUGCGCGAUGUGGUGGAGAACCCGCACUCCGGGCUGGCAGGCAAGCUCUUCGCCUAUGUCUCCGUGGCCUUCGUGGCGGUCACAGCCGUUGGCUUGUGUCUGAGCACCAUGCCUGACAUCCGAGCAGAAGAGGAACGGGGCGAGUGCUCCUCGAAGUGCCGCAACCUGUUUGUGUUGGAGACGGUGUGCGUGGCCUGGUUCUCCUUCGAGUUCCUGCUGCGCUCUCUGCAGGCCGAAAGCAAGUGCGCCUUCCUGCGGACUCCGCUUGCCAUCAUCGACAUCCUGGCCAUCCUGCCCUUCUACGUGUCGCUGCUCGCGGGGCUGGCUGCAGGGCCCACGGGCAGCAAGAUGCUGGAGCGCGCGGGGCUGGUGCUGCGGCUGCUGCGGGCGCUGCGCGUACUCUACGUGAUGCGCCUGGCGCGCCACUCGCUGGGACUGCGCUCGCUGGGCCUCACCGUGCGCCGCUGCGCGCGCGAGUUCGGACUGCUGCUGCUCUUCCUCUGCGUGGCCAUGGCGCUCUUCGCGCCGCUCGUGCACCUGGCCGAGCGCGAGCUGGGCGCUCGCCGCGACUUCUCCAGCGUCCCCGCCAGCUACUGGUGGGCCGUCAUCUCCAUGACCACCGUGGGCUAUGGAGACAUGGUACCGCGCAGCCUUCCCGGCCAGGUGGUGGCGCUGAGCAGCAUCCUCAGCGGCAUUCUGCUCAUGGCCUUCCCGGUCACCUCCAUCUUCCACACCUUCUCGCGCUCCUACUCGGAGCUUAAGGAGCAGCAACAGCGCGCGGCCAGCCCUGAGCCAGUCCUGCGUGAGGACAGCACACGCGACGACAGCACGCGUUCGGCCAGCGCCACCGAGGACAAUUCACAGGACCCCGAGAGCGCAGGCACAGCAGGGAGCUCACCAAGCCGGAGGGGACCCUGAACAGAGUGCUCUGCUUAAGAGCUUGGGAGGGAGGGGGGUCCAAAGCCUCGGAAGACACCAAAGGUCUGCUGACCCAGGAGUCUCAAACUUGGUCUGGCAUGUUGUUGCAGCCGGCCUGGCACCCCAAGCAACCCCGAGCUUCGCGUAGCCUGGAGGAUAUAGCAGCCUGGUCUUUCUCUGCUUUUUAUUUAACCUCCAGUUUUAAAUUUUCUAUGGCUAAUUAAAAAUAAUUGAGUCCCAGAAAAUCCAAGCCUGAAGCAAAUGCCAGACACUCUAACUUUUGCCCCCUCCCUGCCCGCUCCUAAUCUAGGGCAGCCCCCCUCCCAACAGAGGGUGACAUCUACCUUGUGACCCUCAGUGGGCACUAUCCCAUGUAAAGGACACCCCACACGGCCCAUGUCCCCAUCACCUGCCAAAUGAUGGGGCAGAGGUUUGACGAGGUACUUAGCCCCCAGUUCUGCCUAACUGCUCUUUUGCAGAGAUAGAAAUCUCAGCGCUGUUCCUCAACAUCUCAAUCAGGUGAUCAGGUUGCUCACGGUUUGCAGCAUGGCCUUUUAACCCUUUCCCUGCCGUCCCAGCUAGCCUGUGGGAAGGCUAUCUGUCUCCAGGGCAUGUUUGGAAUGUUUCCCUCAAGUGAGAGCAAAAACCCGGGUGACAGGUCUAGUGGGGUACAGGGGCAGUUCGAGGAGAUGGUGAGGACACCCCUAGGAGGCUCUUACUGGGACACUGAUAGACCAAGGGAAGCAUGGCCUUUCUCUGCUCCGUAGAGGUGAGGAAAAUGGAACUUGCUUUGCUCUUUCCAACAAGCCCACACUUGCCUGUAAUCACACUUGGGAAGCGGAGGCAGGAGGAUCAGACGUUCACCAACAUUCCCCACCCGCACCACACACGCUCCACACCUGAGACAGACCUCCUCCAUCAGGAGGGAAGAUCCUGUCUUCAGGCCGUCAUCACUGCCUACUGCAUAGUAAGUAGCUUCCAGCAAGGCCCCUACAUGAGCUCAGUACAGGCCCGUUUGGGGCCCUUGUACUUGGCAAGAAUCUACUGCAACCAAAUAAAAAGUUGCUCGCCCUUC
Microtus ochrogaster (prairie vole) is the source of this 3009-nucleotide messenger RNA. It is a transcript of the gene Kcng2, whose product is annotated as potassium voltage-gated channel modifier subfamily G member 2. NCBI's taxonomy places the organism in Eukaryota, Metazoa, Chordata, Mammalia, Rodentia, Cricetidae. Gene Ontology annotation, cellular component: voltage-gated potassium channel complex; membrane. Gene Ontology annotation, biological process: potassium ion transmembrane transport; protein homooligomerization; action potential. The record is from RefSeq and is a predicted model, not a curated record. Gene Ontology annotation, molecular function: voltage-gated potassium channel activity; protein binding.